This is a messenger RNA of Sander lucioperca (pikeperch), 2825 nucleotides long. It is a transcript of the gene fam120b, whose product is annotated as family with sequence similarity 120B. The transcript has 15 exons. The coding region runs from base 114 to 2339 and encodes 741 amino acids. NCBI's taxonomy places the organism in Eukaryota, Metazoa, Chordata, Actinopteri, Perciformes, Percidae. The record is from RefSeq and is a predicted model, not a curated record. Gene Ontology annotation, cellular component: nucleus.
CUUUGUUUUGCAGCGUGAUGACGCCACGCGUAGAUAAUAGGAAGUCAUUUGAAUUUACAUCAAGUAAACACUACACGGAUAGAAACUGCUCAUGUACACCACGAUUUUAAAAAAUGGGUGUAAAAGGUCUUCAGUACUUUAUGGACCGCUGCUGUCCAGAAGCCUGUGUGACUGUGAACCUGAGAGAAAUGGCCAGACAACAUGUUGCCAAAAACCAGCAAGGCUGCACAACCACAGAUAACACUACCAGCCCCACACUCGUUGUGGAUGGUAUGGCCUGCCUGCGCCACUGGUACUCGUGUAAGGACUGGGUGUGUGGGGGGCAGUGGAGGGAGUACAUGGAUGUGCUAAAGAGCUGGGUGGAGGCCUUCACCUCAGCAGGCAUCAGACUUGUCUUCUUCUUUGAUGGGGUUGUGGAAGAGCAGAAGAGAAAGGAGUGGGUGAAGAGGAGACGCAGAGUGAAUGGGGAGGUUUCUAAAAUGUUUCGUCACAUGAAGGCACAUGGAGAGCAGCCUGGUAAAGAGCUAUUUUGUCUGCCUUCUGGUCUGGCAUCAUUCACACCCUUUGCUCUCAGGUCAUUGGGCCAGGAAGUGUUUUGCUCAGUGCGGGAGGCUGACUACGAGAUUGCCAGCUAUGCUCGUCAGCAUGGCAGUAUGGGAAUUCUAGGACAGGAUUCAGACUUCAUCAUAUAUGACAGUGCCCUCUACUUGUCUGUGGCAAAGCUGCGGAUAGACAGCCUCACUACUGUCAUGUACCACCAACAAAGGCUCUGCCAAGCAAUCGGAUUGACUGUUACCCAGCUACCACUGCUGGCCUGUCUCCUAGGUAACGAUGUGGUGUCAGAGGAGCAGAUGCAGCACAUCAGGAACAACGCCAUGGCAGCAUACAGGAUAAACAGUCCCGUACCUCACUCUGGUGCUCCUCAGGGGCAGAUGGUGCUAGCUGUAUCCCAUCUUGUGAGCUCCUUGUGGGGCAGAGAGGAGCAAGAGACUGGGCUUAUCCCUCAGUCUCUGAAUCUAUCAGCUCCUCACAGAGAGCUACUGAAGAGGGGGGUUCGCUCUUACUUACUGCCUGAACAAGAAGCUCUUCAGCAAGAUGACAUGUCUCCACUUCCCUCUGCCUCUGCCUUUGAGAAACAUUUUAGUCCCAAAAUAUUAAAGGCCUGUAGAGAGAAGCAUGUAGCAGCAGAGGGUUUCAUGGUUUACAGUGUUGUGUUUGAGGGAGUCAUUGAAUGUAGCAACACUCUAGAGGACGAGGAGAACACAGAGUUACUGCCUCAGGCCCUCGUCUACAAGCCCUGCAGACAACGCAUCUAUGGGCUGCUGCUGCUGCACGGGCAUGAUGGCAGCCAUGUUGACCUUCCAGCAAUCAGGGAGUGGUUUGUCUACUCUGGAAACCCUCUGAAGGAACCUGACAUGGUCCACCCUGUCCCACUUGGCUUCCCAGGUGAUCAGCCCAGUCUGGACUUAUUAUGGUUCGGCACCAGUCCUGAAGUUACUGCUCUUCGCCUGACGUCCUUCCUUUCAAUUUUUGACUGCCAGGAGUAUAAGGAGUUAUAUGGAGCUAUUGAAGACUCCCUCCUGGCUGCUCUCUGCUUGGUCACUUACAUAGUCCUCCAGGUACAAACGUUGUCUCAAGAGGACUUGGAUGCUUACCUGAGUCAGGCUGUGUGUCUGAGACUAAAAUCCCCUCAGGAGCUUCAACAGAUCAAGCUGCCUUUCCUCUCCAGUCGUGCAGUGCAGCUGGGAUCCCUCUACGUCCGAGGACUGAGCCACCUGUUGGGUGCUAACUGUGCCAGCGGCUGCCCGCUGCCCAGCGCUGCCCUGAUGCCUUGGCACAGCUUCGAUGGACGACUGUUCCACUCAAAGUACCUGCUGGCACAUAGCGGCACAGAGAAGACUGUGUUGCUGGACAGAGAUUCGUCCUGUUUGUCUCUGUUUCUCUGCCUGAGAGAGAAACUUACAGAAACCUGCAGUAAGCGAGGCAGAGUCCUGCAGUCCAGACCCAAUGCUCCAGAACAUAGUCAUAAAACUACACCAGGUGGUGUUCAAAACUGGAGGGAAAGAGGAGAGAUGACAGGAGGCCAUCAGCAUGGAGGAGGAUGGAGGGAGAGAGGGGAGGCAAGAGGAUACCCGAGAGAAUAUGAAAACAGAGAGAGACUGUGGGAGAGAGGAGGAGGGAUGAGAGGAGGCCAUUUUCAUCCUCAUCCAAACUGCCACGAUGGAGGACCCCAGAACAUGAGCCGCCCUCCAAAUCGUUCCAGAGGCCCACCAUACCACAACAGAGGCAGAUACCAGCUUUCUCCGAGAUGGUCGCAACCUCCUGCACCAGGAACAUGACUCUACCCCAGACAGAGAGGAGAGAAGAGAAGAGGAGGAUUAGAGGGGAGCAUUUAAGAGGAUGGGAAAGACAUGAUGAAAGGAUCGAAGGAAUCAAAUUUCUCUGAACAAACUGAUUAGUGAAUUAACCGUCAGGAAUGUUUGUCUAAAAAGAUGCAGUAGGUCAAAAAAUGGGGAUUAAGACGAGGCAUAAUGAAGAGAUUAGGAAUACAUAAUUUAAAUUGCCAGUUUAGUGUCUCAAAAUAAUCCUAUUGACAUAAUAAGUAGUAAAGACUUUUAAAGUCAAUCAUUUUAAAGCCUCUCCUUCAUCUCAGGGCAACUUACCUGUCUCACUGUUACAGAAAAUGAACAGUGCGCAUGAGCACUCACCAAACAAACACAGAAAUGAGCCACUUCAAACAUGAGAAAACAACUGAGAAGUGGAUUAAUGGUUGAUCCUUAUCACCUCUUAUCUUUUGACAAUAAAAGGACAAAGAUCUUAAAAGC